This is a messenger RNA of Rhinolophus ferrumequinum (greater horseshoe bat), 1481 nucleotides long. RefSeq names its product carbonic anhydrase 5A (gene CA5A). The transcript has 7 exons. Gene Ontology annotation, molecular function: carbonate dehydratase activity; zinc ion binding. NCBI's taxonomy places the organism in Eukaryota, Metazoa, Chordata, Mammalia, Chiroptera, Rhinolophidae. The record is from RefSeq and is a predicted model, not a curated record. Gene Ontology annotation, cellular component: cytoplasm; mitochondrion. The coding region runs from base 118 to 1050 and encodes 310 amino acids.
UUACAAUAAGAGGUGGGUCCAAUCCACUCCACCACUGUCCCAAUCAAAGUGAGGACACAUAGUAGGAAAAAAAAAAUCACCCUCUAUCAGUCUCUGAGGGGAACAGACAGACCCAAGAUGUUAAGGACCUCGAUAUGGGGCAGGAAGUAUCCGAAGUCCUCGGGUUUCACCGUCUUGGUCAAGCAGGUGUGGGGGACUCUACGAGGUCAUCUGCUGAGGCCAGAGCGACCGUGCUCCCAGCGUCCCUGUGCUCGGAGAAAUAGAAAUAACGCUUUGCACCCCCUCUGGAAGGGACCGGCCUCUGUGCCAGGGGGCACCCGGCAGUCCCCCAUCAACAUUUGCUGGAGGGACAGCGUCUAUGAUCCCCAGCUGCAGCCUCUGCAGGUCUCCUACGAAGCGGCAGCCUGCCUCUACGUCUGGAACACCGGUUACCUCUUCCAAGUGGAAUUUGACGAUGCCACCGAGGGGUCAGGAAUUAGUGGUGGCCCCUUGGAAAACCACUACCGACUGAAGCAGUUCCACUUCCACUGGGGAGCAGUGAACGAGUGGGGCUCAGAGCACACGGUGGAUGACCAUGUGUACCCAGCAGAGCUGCAUUUAGUUCACUGGAAUUCUGUGAAAUACCAAAAUUACAAAGAAGCUGUGUUGGGAGAGAAUGGCUUGGCUGUGAUAGGCGUAUUUUUAAAGCUGGGGGCCCAUCAUGAGGCGCUGCAGAAGUUGGUGGAAGUCUUGCCGGAAAUAAAACAUAAGGAUGCACGUGCAACUGUGGGCCCCUUCCAGCCCUCCUGUCUGCUGCCCACCUGCCGGGAUUACUGGACCUACCCGGGCUCCCUCACCACUCCUCCACUAACAGAAUCAGUCACCUGGAUCAUCCAGAAGAAGCCCAUUGAAGUGGCUGCAAAUCAGCUGGCCGCGUUUCGCACGCUCCUGUUUUCUGCACUUGGUGAAGAAGAGAAGACGAUGGUGAACAAUUACCGCCCAAUUCAACCCCUGAUGAACCGGAAGGUCCAUUCAUCCUUCCAGGCCACUGAAGAGGGCACCAGAUCCUAAAUUCAUUACGUCCAAGUCCAUGGGUAAAAUCAACUUUAAAAAGAGGAAGUGUUGUUUCCCAGGUUGCAUGGUCUGAUCCUCCAUAACCUCUGAAAUUAAAAAGAGAGACAGAGAUCAUUAUUUUAGUCAAUGUACUUUUCAGUUGUAAUAAAAAUAACUUGAAAGAAGCUUAAGUAUGAUAGGGAAUGGAUAUCAGGGACAUGGAAUAUCUCUUGGGACUCACAGCCAUGCAUGGCAGCCUCAGGUGGGCCAAACAAGCCUCUGCUGACUGAGGUUGUCUGCCCAGCCCUUUCUCGGUUCCAUUCUUUCCUCUCUCCAGGCAGGUGCCCUCUGUUUCUCCACACUCAUGUCCACCCCAUAGUUCCCAGACAACAGAGUCUGGGCCUAACAUCCUUUUACCCAAUUCCAAAUGCCUGGGUGGAUCAGCAUGC